Messenger RNA from Gadus morhua (Atlantic cod), 3257 nucleotides. RefSeq names its product heat shock protein 4b (gene hspa4b). Gene Ontology annotation, biological process: protein folding. Gene Ontology annotation, molecular function: ATP binding; ATP-dependent protein folding chaperone. The record is from RefSeq and is a predicted model, not a curated record. NCBI's taxonomy places the organism in Eukaryota, Metazoa, Chordata, Actinopteri, Gadiformes, Gadidae. Gene Ontology annotation, cellular component: nucleus; cytosol. The transcript is spliced from 19 exons. Bases 210 to 2735 code for a protein of 841 amino acids.
UGGCAAAUACGAGAAGAAAUCUCCUUUCCAACGCGCUCUGUGCAUUACAACUGCUAACCGGCUUGCCUCUACGCAGAAGGCAGCUACAUGGAACAAGGGUGGGAUAGCCACUGCUAAUUGAGAGAAGCCGUAGCUACUGUCGCGUCCUUGCACUUAUCACUCAUUAUUUCCGUUUCAAAUACUGUACAUUUAAUCUACGUUUUGUCAAGAUGUCUGUUGUUGGAUUUGAUGUCGGGUACCUGAACUGCUUUGUAGCAGUAGCGAGAGCUGGGGGUAUUGAAACUGUUGCUAAUGAGUACAGCGACCGAUGUACACCAGCAUGUGUUUCCUUUGGACCACGGAAUCGGGCGAUUGGCGCAGCAGCAAAAAGCCAGGUGGUUUCAAACUGCAAGAACACGGUCCAGGGUUUCAAGAGGUUUCAUGGACGGGCAUUCACGGAUCCAUUUGUCAAUCGUCAGAAGCAAAGUCUGGUUUACGACCUUGCACAAAUGCCCACAGGGACCACUGGAAUCAAGGUGAUGUACAUGGAGGAGGAGAAGGUGUUCAGCAUUGAGCAGGUGACUGCAAUGCUGCUGACUAAGCUGAAGGAGACAGCUGAGAGUGCAUUGAAGAAACCUGUGGCUGACUGUGUGGUCUCUGUCCCAUGCUACUACACUGAUGCAGAGAGAAGAUCGGUAGUUGAUGCCGCACAGAUUGCUGGCCUCAAUUGCUUGAGGCUCAUGAAUGAGACCACUGCAGUGGCGCUAGCAUAUGGCAUCUACAAACAAGACCUUCCUGCCCCCGAGGAGAAGGCCAGGAUUGUGGUGUUUGUGGAUGUCGGUCAUUCCGGAUACCAGACCUCUGUGUGUGCCUUUAACAAAGGCAAACUCAAGGUCCUUGCUACAGCCUGUGACCCAGAGUUGGGAGGCAAGGACUUUGACGAGGAGCUUGUCAAGCAUUUCUGUGAGGAGUUUGCCAAAAAGUACAAGCUGGACGUUAGGUCCAAGCCCAGGGCUUUGGUCAGGCUCUACCAGGAGUGUGAGAAACUGAAGAGGCUGAUGAGUGCCAACUCGUCCGAUCUGCCGUUGAACAUUGAGUGUUUCAUGAAUGACAUCGAUGUCUCUGGAAAGAUGAACAGGGGUUCCUUUGAGGCAAUGUGUGCUGAUGUUUUGACCAGAGUAGAGGCUCCCCUGCACGCUCUGUUGGAGAAUGCCAAGUUGAAGAAGGAAGACAUCUAUGCGGUGGAGAUGGUGGGCGGGGCUUCCAGGAUCCCGUCUGUCAAGGAGAGGAUCAGCAAGUUCUUUGGGAAGGAGCUGAGCACCACACUGAAUGCAGAUGAGGCGGUCGCCAGGGGCUGUGCCCUGCAGUGUGCAAUCCUGUCCCCUGCCUUCAAAGUGAGGGAAUUCUCAACUACAGAUAUUGUCCCGUACCCAGUCUCUCUGAAGUGGACCUCUGCUGCAGAGGAGGGCUUGAGUGAUUGUGAGGUGUUCCCAAAGAACCACGCGGCGCCCUUCUCUAAGGUAUUGACGUUCUACCGGAGAGAGCCCUUUGCACUGGAGGCGUACUACAACUGCCCCAAAGAGCUUCCCUACCCGGAUCCCUCUAUUGGGCAAUUUAUGAUCCAGAAGGUGGUCCCUCAGGCAUCUGGGGAGUGUUCCAAGGUGAAGGUCAAGGUGAGGGUGAACAUCCAUGGCAUCUUCAGCGUCUCCAGUGCCUCACUGGUGGAGGUCCAGAAGUCUGACGAUACAGAGGAGCCCAUGGAGACGGAACAGGCCGAAAAAGAUGGCGAGACCAAAAUGCAAACCGAUCAGGAGGACCAGAAGACCCAGGCAGAAGGACAGAAAGAGUCUGAGAAGAAGGGCACUCCCGAGGCUGAAGAAAUGGAGACGACCCCAGAAGAAGUCAAAACAGAGAAGAAGUCGGACCAACCUCCACAAGCCAAAAAGCCCAAAGUCAAGACAAAGGUGGUGGAGCUUCCUAUUGAGAACAGUCCACAGUGGCAGCUGGCCGACGACAUGCUCAACCUGUUUGUAGAAAAUGAGGGCAAGAUGAUCAUGCAGGACAAGCUUGAGAAGGAGCGGAACGACGCCAAGAAUUAUGUGGAAGAGUACGUGUACGACAUGAGGGACAAGCUCCACGGCCUGUUUGAGAAGUUUGUCAGUGAAUCUGACCGAGAUAUCCUGUCAAUAAAACUGGAGGAUACCGAGAACUGGUUGUAUGAAGAUGGAGAGGACCAACCCAAGCAGGUUUACAUCGACAAACUGGCAGAGUUAAAGGUACUUGGCCAGCCCAUCCGCGAGAGACACAUGGAAGCUGAAGAGAGACCAAAAGCAUUCGAGGAGUUGGGCAAACAGGUCCAGCUAUUCAUGAAGGCUGUGGAAGCGUUCAAAACCAAGGAAGAGCAAUACGACCAUUUAGAUGAGGCGAACGUCAACAAAGUGGACAAGAUGACCAGUGAGGCUAUGAUGUGGAUGAACAGCGCUAUGAACCAGCAGAGCAAACAGACCCUCACAGUCGACCCUUCUGUCAAAGUCAAAGAGAUUCAGGCAAAAACAAAGGAGCUGUUCUCUGCUUGUAACCCCAUCAUGAACAAGCCCAAGCCCAAGGUGGAGCUGCCCAAGGACGACAAGGCCGCCGAGCAGAACGGGCCCGCCAACGACCAGGACAAAGCCCCGGCCGAACCUGCAGACAGCGACUCCUCUGAGAACCCAGCGGGCGCCUCCACAGAAAACAAGCCUGACAUGGACCUCGACUGAACAGGCAGACACACCAGGACCCCCCCCUCUCCCCUCCCCCAGCAGUGCCUCAGUCUGAACCAUGUGCACUGUUCCUGACCUAGACGUGAUUCCCAAAUUCUUUAGACGAUCAGAUGGAAAAAUCUUAGUCAAUCCCAAAAAAAAGUUUAAAUGAUUGGAACAGACCCCAUGUAAUCCUAAUGAAUAAAAGGUCAGAGCAGAUGUUUCAGAUUGAGAUACAUGUGCGCGUGAGUGUGUGUGUGUGUGCGUGCGCGCGUGUCAGCCGGUGCAGUGUACUUUAUGAUGCCCACCACAGUCAAAACAGGCAGAAUUCUCAGCACAUUGACCCAAGCUUUUAAAGGCAGCGUUCUGCUGCCAUAGCAUGUCCUUUCCUUUCUGCUGGAAUAAAUUAAAGCCAACUGCAAUAAGCCUGUUGAUUGACAAUGAGCGCUCUACACAUAAUGGUAUUUAUUUCUGUUGUGUGCCCUAUAAGUGUUCUAGUCCGUGUCACAAUAUGGUUUUAAUAAAGUGAUUUCAAAAUCA